AUGGAACUAAUUUCUAAAUAGCUGAGAAAACUAGAUAUUUUUGGAUAAGAAGUCAGAUUAUAGGCUGAUAGUCAAUCAGCAUUCAGAACGAAAACUGGAGCAAUAAUGACUCUAAUUUUAUUUACUAUUUUAGCAUAUUCUAGUAACUCUUUUAUUCUAGAGAUGAAUAAAGGGAAAAAUGCUGUCCUAAAUUCAAAAGAUGCAGUAAUUAAUCCAGAAGAUGGUUAUACGUUUCAUUCCACUGAACUUCUCUUUGCUGCUGGACUUGUCGACAGUAUGGGUUAGCCUAUUCCAAACGAUAACAAUAGAAUAUUUUCAAUCAGUUUUUACUUUUGCAAAAAAUAAUAUGGAGAAAAUAAUUGUGUAAAUAUUCCAAGCAUUAUAUGCGGAAACCGCACUUCCAAUAUUUCCUUAUUGGACGUGCCACAGAAAUAUUUAGAUAUUACAUAUUGUAUAGACGAGAAUUAUCUUAUUAAUAAUCCUGAAAUAAGAAUCUAGGGAUCAUCAAAAUUAGAAAAUUUCACUUAAUUCGGAGGGCUAGUAUAAAGAUGUUAAAAUAACACUUUGAAUUCAAAUUGUGCAUCAACUGAUGAGAUUGAUAGAUAUAUCACAAAUUCAAAUCUUUUUUACUCAUACUCUUUCCAUUAUUUCAAUAAAGAAUAAGAGGACUCCCCAUAUGAAAAAGCAUAAAGCAUUGAUUCGACUCCGAUUUUUAAUAAGGUUGGAAAGUAUAUUCGAAUAUAUCAUAAAUAUUCUCAAAGUCUUAUAGAAUAUAACCCUUUUUACUCCUUUCCCAAGCUAAAAUAGAUUGAAGGUAUUGAAUAUGAAAAUACCUCUAUUGACAGUACAUUAAAUUAUGAAGAUCAUAAUAAUAUUGCCUUGUUUGAAUUAAAUUUAGAUGCUAAGAAAAAAAUACAUUUUAUAACCUACUAGACGUUGAUGGAUGUCGCCGCUAAAAUUGGAGGACUAUUCACAAUCUUAAGAGUCAUCUUUGACGUGGUUCUAUUUCCUUUCUAACGCAUUAGUUAUAGACUUCAUUUAGCCAAUUGUUUAUCAAAAUAAUAAAACAAUUUUAUGAACAAUGAUAAAAAUAAAGUUUAGGAUGAACUUAACAUUUAUAAAUUGAUAACUUCAUCCGUCUCCAGACCAUUACAUUUAAGUUAGUCAAUCUUAAUAGAUAAUUUUCUUGAUAUUACUGAGAUAUUGAUUAAUCCAAUAAGAAUAACAAGAUAAAUGGAGGAUUUGUAAGGAUCAAUAAAACGAUAUGAUAUUUUAAAUUCUCGAAAUAAAAAUAUUGUUUCAGAAUCCCCUGAGGAAUGUGUAUAUGAUAAAAAUGAUGGGUUUAUAUGUAUGAAAUCUAUGAGUCCGUUAUCAAUAAAUGAAGAGUUCAGAGUAGGAAGCCAAAUGAAUAUUAAAGUUCCAUAACUUAGAGUAAAUUGA
Paramecium tetraurelia is the source of this 1440-nucleotide messenger RNA. RefSeq lists its product as uncharacterized. Gene Ontology annotation, molecular function: double-stranded DNA binding. Gene Ontology annotation, cellular component: nucleus. Gene Ontology annotation, biological process: reciprocal meiotic recombination. The record is from RefSeq and is a predicted model, not a curated record. Lineage: Eukaryota; Ciliophora; Oligohymenophorea; Peniculida; Parameciidae. The transcript has 4 exons.